Exophiala mesophila is the source of this 934-nucleotide messenger RNA. RefSeq lists its product as uncharacterized. Gene Ontology annotation, cellular component: lipid droplet; endoplasmic reticulum. Gene Ontology annotation, biological process: triglyceride catabolic process; phosphatidic acid biosynthetic process. Bases 1 to 882 code for a protein of 293 amino acids. The record is from RefSeq and is a predicted model, not a curated record. Lineage: Eukaryota; Fungi; Ascomycota; Eurotiomycetes; Chaetothyriales; Herpotrichiellaceae. Gene Ontology annotation, molecular function: acylglycerone-phosphate reductase (NADP+) activity; triacylglycerol lipase activity. The transcript has a single exon.
AUGACCAUCAAGGACACGAAGUCUUCCAUCGCGAAGCCCCGCUCGGUAUUGAUAACAGGCUGCUCAGACGGGGGACUGGGUGCCGCUCUCGCCAUUGAAUUACACAACGCCGGUCUACACGUCUACGCCACGGCCCGAAACCCAUCUAAACUGACCCAGGUGCAAGCUCAUGGGAUUGAAACCUUUACGCUAGACGUAACGUCGCAAGACUCGAUCGUUGCCGCCGUUGCUAGAGUUCCCUCGCUUGAUAUUUUGGUCAACAAUGCCGGCGCCCUCUACAGCAUGCCCUUUUCGGAUAUGUCAAUCCCCCGAGCCAAGGAGCUCUUCGAUCUGAAUGUGUGGUCAUACCUCGCCGUGACGCAAGCGUUCCUGCCAACAUUGAUCAAGUCCAAAGGAAUUGUUGUCAAUCAGACCUCGUCUGCAGGCUCCGAGGCGAUUGCAUUCCAGUCAGCAUAUAAUGCGUCCAAGGCCGCCAUGAUUAUGUUUUCGGACUGCAUGAAGCUAGAGCUGGCACCCUUUGGGGUUAAAGUGGUCAAUCUGAGAACGUCCAAUGCGGCGUCGAACAACUACAACAACCAGGCUGGGAAAGCGGACAUACAGUUACCAGACGGGUCAAUAUACCAGGUCGCAAAGGAGGCGGUGGAAAGGACAAUGCGGGGAGAUGGGUUUCCCAUGGAGGUCACUGCAGAACAAUGGGCUCGCCAGGUCGCGCAGGAUCUCCUGAAGCACGAUCCACCUCCAUCGAACAUCUGGCGAGGAACAAAGGCAUGGGUGGGGUGGCUUUCCAGCCUUCGACCCUUUGGACUUCCGGAGGUGGUGUUGAAGAAGCUUGCAGGCUUAGAUAUCGUCGAGAAGGCCGUGCGUCAGUCUAAGAGAGCCUGAUAACAAAACAACUUCCAUCAAUGUUCAUUGGCGACUGUCUAACACAACAUAG